CCAUAAUGUACACUCCAAAAAAAAAACGAUACUUUGUAAUUCGUACUGUUCAUUACGCACCAUAACUCCAGAAGUUCCACCAAUGGCGACUCUAACUCCAAUUUGUUCGAUAACGAAAUUGAAUUUUAUUGGCCAACAAAAACAACGCAAUAAUCUCAAUUUCACAAUUCAAAAGCAAAAGAGAAUUCCAAACACAGUAAUCCGUUUGGCCGCUUCCCCUAAUCAGAACCAAUCUUCUCCAGGAUUAUACUCCGCCAAGAAAUUUGACCUAACCGCUUCUAACGUUGACCUCGUUCUCGAAGAUGUUCGUCCUUACCUCAUCUCUGACGGAGGAAACGUCGACGUUGUUUCCGUUGAAAACGGCGUCGUUUCACUUAAGUUACAAGGAGCUUGUGAAAGUUGUCCUAGCUCAACUACAACGAUGAAAAUGGGAAUCGAACGCGUUCUUAAGGAAAAAUUUGGUGAUUCCAUUAAGGAUAUUGUGCAAGUUUAUGAUGAUGACCAAUCAAGAGAAACAACUGUUGAGGCGGUGAAUAAUCAUCUUGAGAUAUUGAGACCAGCUAUUAAGAAUUACGGAGGUAGCGUGCAAGUUUUAUCUGUUGAAGCUGGUGAUUGUGUCGUUGAGUAUUUUGGACCGGAAUCCAUUGGAUCAGGAGUCAAAGCCGCUAUCAAGGAGAAGUUUCCAGAUAUUCUCAAUGUUACCUUUUCCACCUAGGCUAUGGUGAUUCUUUCAUUUUCAUGACCAUCUAUGUAGUACCAACAUUUCAAAUUAAUGACGUAUGGCAUCUCACACGUCUCGUGUCAGAUAACCAGUUAUAUUCGAUCAUUUUAUUUUCUGCAAUUUGUUAGUGGUCAGUAUUUGAUAGUCUAAGGUUAGAACAAAUUAUUGUCCACUUUGCAAUUUUAUACUUUUGCUUUUCACAUAGCAUUGUCUUUGUAAAUGAAUUGAAAUGUGAUCAGUACUUCCUUCUGAACAUAGUUGGAUAUGUAUGUAAGCCUCACAUACCAUCGUUUGAUAAUCUGAAACAUGUAUCGUGUAUAAGCAGUUACAUUUCAGUUACCA
Cicer arietinum (chickpea) is the source of this 1063-nucleotide messenger RNA. Its product is annotated as nifU-like protein 1, chloroplastic. Gene Ontology annotation, cellular component: mitochondrion. Gene Ontology annotation, biological process: iron-sulfur cluster assembly. NCBI's taxonomy places the organism in Eukaryota, Viridiplantae, Streptophyta, Magnoliopsida, Fabales, Fabaceae. The record is from RefSeq and is a predicted model, not a curated record. Gene Ontology annotation, molecular function: iron ion binding; iron-sulfur cluster binding.